UCUGAGGUCAGUAAACAAGAAGCGUGCGUUCCCCUUUAAGAAGCCCCCACCGUCGGUACAGCGGAGGGAGGAGGAGCGAGUUUCUAGAACAGCGGCUGAGGAGGGAAAAAAAGAAAAAGAGAGAAAAAAAACCCAACAGCGGACGGUUUCAAGUCGCCCCAAUAGAAACUGUGCCUGAUUUGUGGCCAAUGUUGGAGAUGUAAAAAAAAAAGAAGAAAAAAAAAGGAGGAGGGGGGAGUAAAAACACUAAAGGGGGUAGCUAUGGAGAUGGAGCGUUUUCCUGGCUGCUUUCUUUGACAGGUGUUGAGUGGGGUAAAAGUCUUAAAACAGAAUCCAGCAUGUACGCCAAAGGUAAAGGAGCUGUCGUCCCUUCCGAUAGCCAAGCGAGAGAAAAGUUAGCUUUAUACGUCUAUGAGUAUUUGCUGCAUGUCGGCGCACAGAAAUCCGCACAGACCUUCCUGUCAGAGAUCCGAUGGGAGAAGAACAUUACGCUGGGGGAACCCCCAGGAUUCCUACACUCGUGGUGGUGUGUAUUCUGGGAUCUGUACUGCGCUGCCCCGGACCGGAGGGAGACAUGCGAACAUUCCAGCGAGGCCAAGGCUUUCCAUGACUAUAGUGCAGCCGCAGCCCCCAGUCCAGUGAUGGGUAACAUGCCCCCAAACGAUGGCAUGCCAGGUGGACCCAUGCCCCCGGGCUUCUUUCAAGCCUCCAGUACCAGAGGCAACACAGCAGCCCCACAACAUUAUGGAUCCUCCACCAUGUUUAACCACUCAACAAAUUCAAGUGAAAACAUCUACACAAUGAUGAACCCCAUCGGCCCCGGUGGAAACAGACCUAAUUUCCCAAUGGGACCGGGUCCUGACGGACCAAUGGGUGGGAUGGGCGCUAUGGAGCAGCACCAUAUGAAUGGAUCGCUAGGCUCCGGUGACAUGGAUGGGUUGCCAAAGAAUUCUCCCAACAACAUGGCGGGCAUGAACAAUCCCCCAGGGACUCCGCGGGACGACGGCGAGAUGGCGGGCAACUUUUUAAACCCAUUCCAAAGUGAAAGUCCCCUGGGGAUGCCCCUGGAAAGCAGGACUCCCAUCAAGGCCCCCCAUCCCAACGCCUGCAAAAUGGGAGUGAGAGCGUGAAACAGUUGGUCGCCGAGCAGCGGGGGCGGGGGGCCAGAAGGGUCUCUCCACAAAUUCCUCCUCGCCUGAAGGGCUUCGUCACAGGCCCAGGACACUGAGAGGCCUGGCCGAGCCUGCUCCCGACCCGUCUCUCCCAACCCCACCAGCCUGUCCGUGCAGUUGGAUUUCAUACCUGAUCAAGGUGCCGCUCUGCAGCCAGCUCCACUCCAUCACCAACUCCACCGCUCCAACAUGUUAACGCUGAUCAUAAUUUAAAUUAUGAGGGCAUGCAGUAGUUGACUGAUGGGGGUUAGAAUCUGAACAAUCCUCAUCCAAUAACUGCUCCUGCAUGGAGGGAAAAAGUGACAAAAAAAAAGAACUGAUAAUAUUAUUUUAGGGCAAGAACGUUUUUUUUUUUUUAAAUGUUUGUAUUUUGUUGAUGAUGAUGUUAUUGUUAUGAUUUUUAAUAAUUGAUAUUACUGUUCUAAUUAUGUAGUUAUGAUUUCCUGUAAAGGGCACAUUUUAUCUCAGCAGCAGCAUCAACAAUGACAGAAUAAGCACACACUCGAAAAAAAUGCACAAUGAUACUUCUGUUUACAUGAUUUUAGGUAUUUGUUGUUUUUGUUCGUUUUGUCGUGUCACAGUCUCUUCACAUACCUCUCCUUGGGUUCUCUUUGGAACUUGUAGCUUGUGUCUUCACUAUCUUAAAGUUUGCGGCACCAAAUGCAUAAACUUUCAGAUUUAGGAUUAUUAUAGGAAUAAUUGACCGUCCUCGCCUAACGAAAUAUAGUAUGGACUAAGGUACCAUCCUGGCAAUAAUUAUCCAUACAGCGGAAACGGGGGCUCUCCUACAGCCCUGUUGUUUUGGUUGGGGGAUUUUGUGGCGUAACAUGUCUGUUGAUACACCUUAGUAAUCAAUCUUGCUAUCUGUCUUAAUGAGCACCCCUCCUCACAUUCUGUAAUGGUUUUGCUGGGUGGGGAUGGACUGUUCUAAUGGGGUUGCUAAUAUGACUUUCAGGACAGGUGGCUUCAAACUAUUGUUUUGAUUCAAUCACGGCUGCCCAUCUGUCUCACCAUUUCUCAUUUGUUAAUGGAGAGAAAUGGAGAGAGAGAGACAGAUUAUCUUUCUCCUUCAUGGAUCUGGUCUUGCCUGUAAAUACAACAUAUUUAGCUUGUAUUGUGGUUGUUUUAUUAUUUGCCAUUUACAUCUUGUCUGUGAAUCCUGAAAAGUGGCUCUUUCCUCUUUAUCACGUAGUUUGAUUUCAAUCUCACCAAGGACUCAACUUGUAAUGUUUUCUCAAUGGAGUCAUCCUACACCCCUGCCAAGUGUCGGCCUUGCUGCGAACUGGGAGACAUUCUGGGACGUCUGGUAAACUCACAAAGCCCACCCCCUUGAUUUCAGUUUGGGUCGAGCUUGCAGGUCUUUAUAAUUCACCGUCUUUGCUCGGAUGACACAGGCUAAAUUUCCUUAAAGCUUCCGUUGACCAGUUCGCCUCGGGAAUCCACGGCAGUGUAUAUGGAAUAUUUGCAUCCUGGGUGUUGGGUGGAUUUAGCAAGACGUGGUGAUGUGUGGAGGGGUUGAUGGAUGAUGUAUCCUCAACAGUCUAAAGAAGAGGAACAAUUAUAGGCUACCCUUGUAAUGGAAAUCCUUUCUGUUCGGUUGGACUGAAUUGUGAGUCAAACCUUUUCGCAUUUAUUAUUGCUUUUUUUUUUUUUGGUUGAUUGAUUUUUGAAUAUCUAUGAAGUGUAUUCAAGAAAAAAUGUUGAGAAAGAAAAAUCAAGAGCCCAUGGAUUCUGCACAUAAAGAAAAACAUUAGUUGCAUUUUAUGUUAUUUAAUUAUUAUUAUUAUUAUUAUUAUUAUUUUUUUUUGGUCUGUUAUGUUCCCUUGGCCUCAUGGACCUUCUGUCACUGUAUCAAAGGUAUAGAUUACUGUAUCUAUCAUAAUAUCAGUCUACAGCACUUACUUUACAGCUGUGUUUAACCCGUCAGUAACAAAAGAGGCAUCGCAGCCUCGGCUGGUCGGUGAUGUAACUCGUCAGUAUGCUGAUAUCAUUGUGAACUAGAUCGUGUUGCGGAGCCCCAACACGGACAUCCCCGGGGCCUGGCUGGCAGUGCUCUGGGAAAACUGGGAGACACAUUCUCGGGUAUUCCCUUCAGCGAACCGACACACACACCCCGUUAAUGCCCUCCUUCCUCUUUCUACACCCUGCAGACCCUUCCCCCUUUACUUCAAUUUUUCUUUUUCUUUUUGUAAAUACUGUAUAAUGCAUUUUGAUAUCAUUGACAUGUUUUGAUAUGUCAGUCACUACCAAUGAAUACAGCUUAAAGUAAAUUAUAAAUAAACUGUCCAUGUUUUUCAUAAUGGAGAGACGAUACGCUUAAGAUUCGGUUCAUUUUCGGCAAAGGCUAAAUUUACAUUUAAGAUGUAUGUGGAAUACGGUAACACAGUCAGUGGGAACCGUAGCUACUUGGAAUACUGUGGGGAAAACCAACGGUUGAAAUGAACUCAAACUGCAUCUGGAUAUCUCGCAAGGACGGAGAGAUUAUAAAAGGAUGUCCGGAAGACUUCCCUUGAUGCGGCCGACAUCCUCACUUCCAUCCUUUCCUCUUGACAUCGCCUGUUGGGGAAAAAAAUCUAUUAUUGGUUUUUGAAUAAUCACUUGAUUAUUUUAAAAGCCAUCGUCUCAUGCAUACAAACUACAAAAAAACAUGUGACCACAUAUUACAGUUUUUAAUAUGAAGGAUUUUUAUCGAUUUAAGAAAAAAAAGUUUUAAAAAAGGAAAAAAUACUUAGAGAACCUCAUUUUAAAUUAAGAAUAGAUCAAAAAGUAAUACUUAUGGGGGAAAACUGUGUCCUUUGCUAUUCACUCCUGUAAUAGCGUUGUAUAGAUUGAUGCUCUCUCACUGAUCCUCUCUCAGUCCUCUGUGUAUAUCGAUUGUUGGCCAUCUCUGUACUUCUAUUGUGAUGUAUAAAACUGUACCAUUAGGAAGACUUGCUGGGUGGGCGGGGUUGGGGACAGGGGAUCCAAGGGAGGGGGACAUAAAUGACUCCUGUACCUUUCAUGGUCCUUUUUGACGACACGGCAGUAUUCAAUAUGAAGCAGUCUGUCUCUUGGGUUUGCUUUGUAUUUCAUGGUAGGAUAGUUCAGAAUCUUGUCUUAGGGACUUAGGUGUCUUGUGUAGGUAAAAAAAAAAGAAGAUGUCCUUUGUAUGUUUCUUUAUAUUGUAAAGUUUCUUUAGACUGAAAGGAAAACAGAUAAUUUGCUUAUCAAAAAAGAAACUGCAUCAAUAAUAAAUGUCAUUUGAU
Lampris incognitus (smalleye Pacific opah) is the source of this 4417-nucleotide messenger RNA. RefSeq names its product single stranded DNA binding protein 4 (gene ssbp4). The record is from RefSeq and is a predicted model, not a curated record. The transcript has 11 exons. Lineage: Eukaryota; Metazoa; Chordata; Actinopteri; Lampriformes; Lampridae. Bases 339 to 1130 code for a protein of 263 amino acids. Gene Ontology annotation, biological process: positive regulation of transcription by RNA polymerase II. Gene Ontology annotation, molecular function: single-stranded DNA binding; protein binding. Gene Ontology annotation, cellular component: nucleus.